AUGGCAAACUGUACCAAAGAUGACAGCGUGCUGCAGAAUAGCAUUGUGAUAUUUCAACUGAUCGUCUACAUCCCAGUGUUCUGUUUGGGGAUCCCACUGAACACAAUUGCCUUCUGGGUCUUCUGCUGCAAAAUCAAGAGGUGGACCGAGACCAGGGUGUACAUGAUCAACCUCAUGGUCGCAGACAGUUUCCUGCUCUUCGCCCUGCCAUUCCUGAUAUAUUUUACCAAGUAUGACCAUCCCACAGACAAGCUGUGUUUCACCAUACGGAACAUCUAUAUUACAAACAUGCCUAUGAGCAUCCUUAUCAUCACCCUGAUUGCAAUUGAUCGAUACAUUGCAAUCAAGUUCCCUCUAAAAGCAAAGAUCCUUCGAUCCCCACUGAAAUCAGCUUCUAUUUGUGGGUUUCUAUGGAUAAUGGUGAUGAUUUAUUCCUACUUGCGUCUAAAAUUUCAUGACAGAAAAGAACAAUUCUGCUUUCAGAAACAAUCCAUUCAACCUAGUUACUUAUUGUUAUUCUCCAUUAUCUUUGGGUAUUUUAUUCCCUUAGGGAUUGUGAUUUUUUGCUCAGUACAAGUUAUCAAAUGUCUCAAAAAGAAGAUGGCCACAAACCCUCAUGAGACAAAGUUAAUGGAGAAAGCAGUCCACAUUGUUUCCGUGAAUUUGUGUGUGUUCACCGUAUGUUUUUCACCUUUUCACAUCACACUGCUCUUGCGGUUUGCAGUGGAUGUUGCUGGAGCUUGUCCUCUGGUCUCAGCAGUUAGAGCCUCCAUUCAAAUCUGUGCAUGUUUAGCAAAUUGUAACUGCUGUUUGGAUGCAUUUUGCUAUUACUUUGCAGCCAAGGAAUUUCCAGAAUUUCCUUCUCUGCUCCCCACUUGUAUAUCAAUGAGAUCCAAGAUGCACCAAAGCCAAGAGUCACAGCCACCCACACAUCAAGUUGUGACACAGACAGGGUCUAGUGCACUAUAG
Messenger RNA from Athene cunicularia (burrowing owl), 969 nucleotides. Its product is annotated as G-protein coupled receptor 35-like. Bases 1 to 969 code for a protein of 322 amino acids. Lineage: Eukaryota; Metazoa; Chordata; Aves; Strigiformes; Strigidae. The record is from RefSeq and is a predicted model, not a curated record. The transcript has a single exon. Gene Ontology annotation, biological process: phospholipase C-activating G protein-coupled receptor signaling pathway; positive regulation of Rho protein signal transduction. Gene Ontology annotation, molecular function: G protein-coupled receptor activity. Gene Ontology annotation, cellular component: membrane.